AUGGCACCCAAAAGCGCAUCCUACACCAUCGAGCCCACCCCCUCCUGGUACACUGCUGUCCCUUCGCUCACUCCCUCCAAGACCGACCUCCCCACACCCUCUGCCUCGCAGCUGAAGGAACUCUCUGCCCGCGCGUCGCGGAUGCUCGAAUCCGACGCGGAGCGGUACUCGGCGGCAUCCGCAGCGAGCAGCGCCGCGGAUGCGCACUUCCUCAAGACCGUACUCGCGUCGGGCACGCUCUCCGACCGACUCUCCGCGCUCACGCUGCUCGUGCAGGCGAGCCCGGCGCACAACGCCGCGGCGCUCGAGAGGCUCCGAGAGAUGGCCCAGCGCGGCCGCGCCAAGGGCGGCCGCGACGAGGGCCUCAAGGCCGCGCGGUGCGUCGUCGACUGGUGGGUCGGCGGCGGAGGGCCAGGCAGGAAGCUGCGGUACUUCCGCGACCAGCCGCUGCUGCACCCGGCAGCAACGGACGCGCACCUCACCGUGUGGUACUUCGAGGACUGGCUCAAGAAGUUCUUCUUCUCCUUCCUCCAGUGCCUCGAGGCCCUCUCCCUCGACCCGCUCACGUACGUGCGCACCCAGACGCUCGCGUUCCUCGCCACCCUCCUCCGCGCUCAGCCCGAGCAGGAGCAGAACCUCCUCCGGCUGCUCGUGAACAAGCUCGGCGACACAGAGAAGACCGUAUGCUCGCGCGUGUCCUACCACCUCCUGCAAGUCCUCCAGGCCCACCCCGCGAUGAAGGCGGUGAUCGUGCGUGAGGUCCGCGCGCUCGUCUUCCGCCUGCCCGCCUCGACCGCCGCGCAGGCGCAGGCCGCUGAGCCGCCGAAGAACAAGGUCAUCCGCUUCACGGACGACGGCGAGGCCCCCUCCAAAAGCGCGAAGAAGGGCAAGGAGAAGGAGAAGGACGACCGCUGGAACUCGCACGCGUGGUACUACGCCGCCGUCACCCUCAAUCAGAUCGUGCUCACCCCGACGGUGGGGGACCGGACGGUGGCGCGGACGCUGGUGGAGAUGUACUUUGAGAUGUUCGAGGAGAUCCUUGGGUCGAAGAGCGAGGAGGAUGAGGCGAGCGAGGACGAGGCGAUCGACGGCAAGGGCAAGGAUACGAAGAGCAAGGGCAAGGCUAAGGGUCCGGGAAAGCCUCACGGCAAGUCGAAGAAGGGUAAGGAAUUCAAGGGUGAUGCCGGGUUCACUGAGGUGGAGGACUCGUCUUCGAGGCUCGUUGGUGCGAUUUUGUCUGGGGUCAACCGCGCUCUGCCAUUCGCACAAAUGCACCUGAGCAGCGACAGCUCUGCCGUAUUCAAAAAACACAUCGACACCCUUUUCCGUAUCACUCAUACGUCCACGUUCAACAUCUCCCUCCAAGCCCUCACCUUGAUCCUCCACAUCACUACCACCCUCUCGUCCGCCGCUCCUGCCGACAAAGCCUCCACCUCGGCAGAGAGCUCCAGCUCUGCCUUUUCCACCGCCAUCCGUGACCGAUUCUAUCGCUCGUUGUAUGCUUCCCUUAUCGACCCCCGUCUCAGCGUGUCGAACAAACAAGCACUGUACUUGAACCUCGUCUUCAAAGCCCUCAAGGUUGAUACCGACGCAGCACGAGCUGCCGCUUUCGUCCGUCGCUUCGUGCAGGUUCUCGCAAGCGGCGUUGGCGCCGCCGGUUCCAUCGAGUUCGUCGCGGGCGGUCUCUAUCUCUUGGGAGAGCUCUUUAGUACGACCCCCUCGCUCAAACAGCUCCUGAGCAGCCCAAAAUCCAAGUCGGCCCCUCCCCCCGACGCCGCAGCCUACGACCCGCGCAAGCGCGACCCGCAAUACGCGCACGCCCUCGCCUCGCCGCUCUACGAGCUCCUCCCACUGCUCUCGCACUACCACCCCACGAUCGCGCUGCACGCGUCGCAGCUGCUCUCGGGGGCGCCGAUCACGGGCUCGCCCGACCUCGCGCUCAACACGCUCGCGCACUUCCUCGACCGGUUCGUGUACAAGAACGCGAAGAAGGCGAAGGCGAAGGGCGCGAGCGCGAUGCAGCCGAGCGUGGACCCCGCCCACGGCGUCGCGCUCGUCAGGGGCGAGGCGAGCGCGGGCUUGGGCGUGCCGGCGAACGACGAGCGGUUCUGGCGGAGGCGGGCGGAGGACGUCCCGGCGGACCAGCAGUUCUUCAGGGCGUUCUUUGCGAGGAAGGAGGAGCGGGAUAGUAAGAAGGCGGCGAAGGUGGCGAGAAGGAAGGGGAAGGGCGCGGGGUCGGACGAGGAGCUGGAGUCACUCUCUGGUGAAGAGGAGACGUCGAGCGAGGGAGAGGAGGAGGAGGAGGAGGAGGAGGAGGAGGAGGAGGAGGAGGAGGAGGGUGGAGAGGAAGAUGAAGAUGGGGGCGAGGAGAGCGAAGACGGUGGGUUCGACUUGUCGAGCAAAGGGCAGAAACCUGGGAUGGCAGCGAGCAACGAGGAAGAGGAGGACAGCGACCUUGAGGAAGCGGAGAUUUGGAAGGCCAUGAAGGCGACAAUGCCCGCCGAGCUGGAAGACGAUGGCCUCAUGAACGAUAGUAGUGAAGAAAGUGACGACGUGCCCUCGGAUCUCGAAGGCACGUCGGACGACGAGGAUGAAGCGGAUGAAACGGAGCAAGACCAUGGAGCAGACGAGAACGAGGACGCCAACGACGAUGCGUUCUCCUUGGUUGAGGGAUCUGACGCCGAAGAUCUGCUUCCUCUCGACGCGGACGUCCCAGAAGGUCUCGUCGUCUGGGACGGUCCAGAUGGCAGCGACAACGACGAAGAGGAGGAGUGGGGGGGAGUGUCGUCGUCAGCAGGGCCGCAGAAGGGAGGAAAGCGGAAACGAGAGGAGAGCAACAGGGCUCGGCGGAAAAAGCUGCGGGCGCUGCCCACGUUUGCGAGCUACGAGGACUACGCGAAGCUCAUCGAGGGCGAGCCGGAGGACAACAUCUAG
Epithele typhae is the source of this 2934-nucleotide messenger RNA. RefSeq names its product CBF-domain-containing protein. The coding region runs from base 1 to 2934 and encodes 977 amino acids. Gene Ontology annotation, cellular component: nucleus. NCBI's taxonomy places the organism in Eukaryota, Fungi, Basidiomycota, Agaricomycetes, Polyporales, Epitheliaceae. The transcript has 6 exons. The record is from RefSeq and is a predicted model, not a curated record.